CGCACGCCACGACAACAGAAAGGGGGAGACCGAGCUGCCGGAGAGAGAGAGAGAGAGAGAGAGGGGCGAGAGGGACGGCAGAGAACAUGCCGACGACCGUCGCGUUUCUACCCCCCGUCUUCGUUCCUCACGUGACCGCGGCCUCCUCCUCCGUUUCGCUGUCUCUCUGCUGCCGUCCGUCGGCGUCUUUACGUUCCCCUUCCGGUUCCCCCUUUGAACCCUCGAAGCCCCGGUUGCCCAUCAUCGUCGCCUGCACCGCCGCUCCGUUCAAUGAAUUCGAGGCCAAGGUCAGAGCCCAGAAGCAAUUGUGCAAGGUAGCUGAAUUUUCAGAAUCAACCUGCCUGGGGGUGGAAGAAACUAUUCACUGUGAUGGUGCCUUAAAUGUUGGAAAAGAUGAAUGUGCAGAAGUUGUCGAGAACACUUGGAUUCAGUUUCAGCCUCUCGUAUCAGUCCCAUGGGAUUCUCUUGCAUGCCUUCUUUUCUGGUGCAUGCUCUUGGGCCACCACCUUAGAGGCCUCGAGUACCUGUUGGAGCUCAUGCAACUUUUCAGAGAGUCUGUCAAAGUAGAAACUAUAUCCCAAGAAGGUGACAAUGAUGCUCGAGAGCUUCAGACGACUCUAAUUUUUUCGGUUGGCCGAAGAAGGCUGUUUGAUGAGCCAAACGUCUUUGUCGGAUUCUCCCAGCGUUUAGUCAGUCCUUCCACUCGACAACUGGAGAGCUGCCCGAGUGUUAAUGCUUGUCUCCCGGCAUGAAGGUGGGUGCGUUUGUCUGGGAUGUCAUGAUUGCAUGCAGCGCAGUGGGAGCAAUUGUCCCAUGACGAUCUUUUCGGGCCAAUCACUGUUGCAGCUCACGAGCGGGACAGAGGGAGAAGAAGAGAAAGAGAAGGGGUCGGAAUCGUCUUACCAAAUGCACUCUAGUUGUUUGUUUGUCCAGGGAUUCAAUGAGGAGGAGCGAGCACAAAGAG
This is a messenger RNA of Musa acuminata AAA Group (dessert banana), 964 nucleotides long. RefSeq lists its product as uncharacterized. The record is from RefSeq and is a predicted model, not a curated record. The coding region runs from base 87 to 752 and encodes 221 amino acids. NCBI's taxonomy places the organism in Eukaryota, Viridiplantae, Streptophyta, Magnoliopsida, Zingiberales, Musaceae. The transcript is spliced from 6 exons.